AUGGAUCCCCGAAUGCAAGGUGGCGCUGCAACGCAGCCAGUCCACCAGAACCCUUUCUACUCUUCUGGCCCUUCCUCGCCUCAAGGACAGGAUCCUGCCAUUGAUGGGCAUGGAAGUCCGUUCAGUCCCAGCUCUCCCAAUGGCGGUGGCAUGCCCAUGAGUCAGUCAGGCUAUGCCGCCCAGCUUUCUUCUUUUGCCUACCAAGAAGCUGCUGCAUCUGGUGUGCGCCAGCGCGAACCAUAUCCGGCUUGGACCGUCGACAAGCAGAUCCCGCUUUCAAAAGAAGAGAUUGAAGAUAUUUUCAUUGACUUGGCAAAUAAAUUUGGUUUUCAGCGGGACAACAUGCGCAACAUGUACGAUCAUCUAAUGAUUCUGCUAGACUCGCGUGCGAGUCGUAUGAGCCCACAACAGGCCCUCCUUACUCUACACGCUGACUAUAUUGGAGGCGAGCAUGCGAAUUACCGCAAGUGGUAUUUCGCUGCACAGCUCGAUUUGGACGAUGCGAUCGGUAAGAUCCAAAACCCUGGGUUGGCCCGAGCUGCGAGUAUGGCGCAGCGCUCUGGUGCACCAAAGCGCGGCUCAGCCUUUCUAGGAACCAAGUCGCUUGAGAACGCGCGUGCCCGUUGGCGUGAUGCCAUGUACCGCAUGAGUGACUACGAUCGCAUUCGCCAGCUGGCCUUGUACCUCAUGUGCUGGGGUGAAGGCAGUCAGGUCCGUUUUGUACCCGAAUGUCUGUGUUUCAUCUUCAAAUGUGCGGACGAUUACUAUCGCUCGCCAGAGUGUCAGAACCGAUUGGAUCCAGUUCCGGAAGGCCUUUAUCUGCAUUCCGUGGUGAAGCCACUGUACACAUUCCUUCGUGACCAGGUCUUUGAAAUCAUUGAUGGAAAGUUCGUGAAAAAGGAACGCGACCAUGAUCGGAUCAUUGGCUAUGACGAUGUGAACCAACUGUUUUGGUAUCCAGAGGGAAUUAGUCGGAUCAAGCUCACGAAUGGCAUGCGUCUUGUGGAUGUGCCGCCUCAGCAGCGUUACAUGAAGUUUGACAAGAUCGACUGGCGGAAGGCCUUUUUUAAAACAUACCGGGAGUCACGCUCUUUCCUGCAUCUUCUUGUGAAUUUUAACAGAAUUUGGAUUUUCCAUGUCGCUCUGUAUUGGUACUUUAUGGCAUACAAUGCACCCAAGGCCUAUGAGCCCCACAGGUCUCCUACCGAUGCUCAAAUGCUAAGUGCUUCCGCUCUCGGUGGCGCCGUUUCUACAUUUUUCAUGAUUUGCGCUACUGUCGUUGAAGUGAUAUACAUUCCGACUACUUGGAACAAUACCAACCACCUCAUCGGUCGCCUGAUUGUGCUAGGCAUUUGCAUGGCACUUAUGAUUGCACCAUCCGUCUAUAUCUUUGGUUUCAACCGAGAUAACCAUAUUGCUUAUGCUCUCUCUGUUGCCCAGAUGGUAGUGUCGUCUAUCUUGACCACCAUCUUUGCAAUCUUGCCUACGGGAUAUCUUUUUGGUGACCGUGUCUCUUGGCGAAGACGGAAAUACAUGGCCAGUCAGACAUUUACAGCUUCGUACGCACGGCUACCCUGGACGCGUCGCUUCUUCUCGAUUCUUCUUUGGGUUCUCGUGUUUGGAUGUAAGCUGACUGAAAGUUACUUCUUCCUUUCACUUUCGUUCAAGGAUCCAUUCGGUGUCUUGGUGACUAUGCGUGUGAAACCAUGCCAUGACCGGUACUUUGGUACAGUGCUUUGCUCGCUGCAACCAACCUUUGCUCUUUCGGCUAUGAUGGUAAUGGAUUUGUGCUUGUUCUUCCUGGAUACGUUCCUUUGGUAUGUUGUAUGGAGCACAGUGUUCAGUCUGGGAUGGGCGUUUUAUCUUGGCUUGUCUGUCUGGACGCCUUGGUCAGACAUUUUCCAGCGUCUGCCUAAGCGUAUCUACUCGAAGUUGCUGGCCACGGCUGAUAUGGAAAUCAAGUACAAGCCCAAGGUGCUGGUUUCACAAGUAUGGAAUGCUAUUAUCAUCUCAAUGUACCGUGAGCAUUUACUUUCUAUUGACCAUGUGCAACGUCUCUUGUAUCAUCAAGCCCCUGCAGAGAAUUCCCCUCAUAAGCGCACACUUCGCGCGCCACCUUUCUUCUUGAAUCAGCUCGAGUCUGGAUCCAAACCUGAGUUCUUCCCCAAGGGUUCGGAAGCUGAGCGUAGAAUCAGCUUCUUUGCUCAAUCAUUGAUGACAUCGAUUCCCGAACCUUUACCCGUGGAUGCAAUGCCGACAUUCUCUGUGCUUACGCCUCAUUACAGCGAGAAGAUCCUUUUGUCUUUGCGAGAAAUUAUUCGUGAGGAAGAUCAAAACACGCGUGUGACACUGCUGGAGUAUUUGAAGCAAUUGCAUCCUGUGGAGUGGGAUAACUUCGUAAAGGACACUAAGAUAUUGGCUGAGGAAUCUGGUAAUUUUGCUGGUGGAGCACCGUUUGGCUUCGAGGACGAGAAGUCGAAUCUGAAGGGCGGUAAGUCAGACGAUUUGCCAUUUUAUUGCAUUGGUUUCAAGUCUGCAGCGCCUGAGUAUACUCUUCGUACGCGUAUUUGGUCGUCCCUACGAGCACAGACGCUGUAUCGUACGGUCAGUGGCUUCAUGAACUAUAAUAAAGCCAUUAAGUUGCUUUAUCGUGUGGAAAAUCCUGAGAUUGUUCAAUUGUUCGGUGGUAACACUGAACGUCUUGAGCGCGAGUUGGAACGCAUGAGCCGCCGCAAGUUCAAGUUUGUUAUUUCAAUGCAGCGCUACUCACGGUUCAACAAAGAGGAAAUUGAAAACACGGAAUUCCUGCUUCGUGCGUAUCCAGACCUUCUAAUUGCGUAUUUGGAUGAAGAGCCCCCAUCCAAAGAGGGCGGUGAGUCACGUUGGUUCUCUGCUCUUGUGGACGGACACUGUGAGCCAUUGCCAAAUGGACGUCGUCGCCCCAAGUUCCGCAUCGAGUUGCCCGGUAAUCCAAUUCUCGGUGAUGGAAAGUCCGACAACCAGAACCACGCGAUUAUUUUCCACCGCGGCGAAUUUCUUCAACUGAUUGAUGCCAACCAGGACAAUUACUUGGAAGAGUGCUUGAAGAUCCGCAAUGUUUUAUCUGAGUUUGAGACGAUUGACAUGCCGACGGAAAACCCCUACGGUCCGGGUUACCAUGUCUUUGACGAGGCACCGGUAGCUAUCGUUGGUUCCAAGGAAUAUAUUUUCUCAGAAAACAUUGGUAUUCUCGGUGACGUGGCUGCUGGAAAGGAACAAACUUUCGGCACGCUUGCUGCUCGUGGUAUGGCACAAAUCGGUGGUAAAUUCCAUUAUGGUCAUCCGGACUUUUUGAACUCAGUCUAUAUGACAACACGAGGUGGUGUGUCUAAGGCGCAAAAGGGUCUCCACCUAAAUGAAGAUAUCUAUGCGGGUAUGAUGGUUUUCCAGCGUGGCGGUCGAAUCAAACACUCUGAGUAUUACCAGUGCGGUAAAGGGCGUGAUCUUGGUUUCGGAACAAUUUUGAACUUUAUUACCAAGCUGGGCAACGGUAUGGGUGAACAAAUUUUGUCGCGUGAAUACUACUAUUUGGGCACUCAACUGCCGGUUGAUCGCUUCUUGACAUUCUAUUACGGACACCCUGGAUUCCAUAUCAACAACAUUAUGGUGAUUUUGGCUGUACAGCUUUUCAUGUUUGCGCUCAUGUUUAUUGGAUCUUUGUAUUCGACCGUUGACGUUUGUCCAGAUACGGAUGGAAUUCCUUUUGUCCUCGGCUCAGGUCAAUGCUACUACCUCAACCCUGUCGUGUACUGGGUCCAGCGGACGGUCAUUAGUAUUCUUCUUGUGUUCAUGAUUGCCUUCUUGCCUCUGUUUUUGCAAGAGUUAUCGGAGCGUGGUGGCUAUCUCUGCGUUUGUCCGUCUCUUGAAGCAGUUUGUGUCGAUGAGUCCUCUGUUUGA
Malassezia globosa CBS 7966 is the source of this 3936-nucleotide messenger RNA. RefSeq lists its product as uncharacterized. Gene Ontology annotation, molecular function: 1,3-beta-D-glucan synthase activity. Gene Ontology annotation, biological process: fungal-type cell wall polysaccharide biosynthetic process; (1->3)-beta-D-glucan biosynthetic process. The transcript has a single exon. Bases 1 to 3936 code for a protein of 1311 amino acids. Lineage: Eukaryota; Fungi; Basidiomycota; Malasseziomycetes; Malasseziales; Malasseziaceae. Gene Ontology annotation, cellular component: plasma membrane; 1,3-beta-D-glucan synthase complex. The record is from RefSeq and is a predicted model, not a curated record.